Messenger RNA from Peronospora farinosa, 1029 nucleotides. Lineage: Eukaryota; Oomycota; Peronosporomycetes; Peronosporales; Peronosporaceae. The record is from the annotation of a GenBank genome assembly.
AUGAUGGAGGCGUUGGGCGAGGCACCGCCAGCAUCAGUGGAAUCGCUCAUCACGGAGGACUCCAUUGUGAAGGCGCUGCACGAUAUCCUCCCAUCUAUGAAUGCAGACACAGCGACUCUACUGGUAGUGAUGCAGAAGCUUGCGGAUCGUGUUGGGAUGGAAUUUGUGGACUUGAAAGCAAAGUGGAGACCUCGCAUCAAGGAGUUGCUGCCGGACAUGCUGGGGCUACUUGCGGGUGGGAAUGUAUCUGAAAGUGAGAGCAAGAAGAAUGAUGCUGACGUCCAUGAAGAGGAGGAGGAGGAGGAAGAAGUGGUUGAUUUACGACCGCGCAGGAAGCGCACCUCUAGAAAACGCAAUACAGAUGUGGAUUCGAGCGAUAAAGAAGGUCAUCGAUCGAGAAUUGUCGAUAACAGUGAGUCAAGUGAAGACGAUGCAGCUACGUUUGAAGUGGGUGAUGAAGAGGAUGAUUCUGACGAUGACGGCAAUGUUGCUCCUGUUAAAGAGAGACGAAAAGUCGUGCCACCCGAUCACAGCCAUAAGAAAAAGCGAAAGAGCAAGGGGGUCAUGCCGCCGCUCAAAAAGUCCAAGACAACAACGCAGCCAGAGUCCGCAGGUCUGACUUCGUUGAAAGAACUUGGUCGUGCAGCGGGUAUUCUCAACCCACAAUUGUACAAACUGCUUAAUCGUGCUACGUCAACUGCGGACGCAGAGGAGAUUCUGCGUGAUCGAUUACAUGAUACCGGUAUUUCGUUUGCCGGUGCGUAUCCUUCAUCUCGCGAGAUCAGCGCAGCAAAGAGAAAGCGUGAGAAGGAAAAAGAGCUGGAGGGUAUUGACACAAGUCUGAUAAUCUCGAGUGGACGAUCACGUCGUGCAGCGUCGCGGCGCAAUUCUUACAAAGAAAAGCGUUUGAGUGGCGAAGAAGACAAUGCUGAAGAGGACGAGGAAGAAGCGGAUGACGACGACAAGGACGACGCCGGCGUUGAGGGCUCUGCUGUUAGCGACUCUGACUCUUCAGAGGCAUCAUUUUGA